This is a messenger RNA of Pestalotiopsis fici W106-1, 1734 nucleotides long. RefSeq lists its product as uncharacterized. The transcript has 2 exons. The record is from RefSeq and is a predicted model, not a curated record. Lineage: Eukaryota; Fungi; Ascomycota; Sordariomycetes; Amphisphaeriales; Sporocadaceae. The coding region runs from base 1 to 1734 and encodes 577 amino acids.
AUGCAAUAUCUGUUGUUCUGUUUGGCAUUCCUUGCCACCAUUCCUCCUAGUAUCGCAAAAGGUACAGAUCAGGCUCCCCUCAGGCAUUCUGAGCUACCUCGAAAGACUGUAAUCAAUCAUGGAUUGGACGCCGACACUAGCCGAUACAUUCAAGGUAUUGCAGAACAUUUCCACGUCCCGAGUAUCUCCAUUGCAGUUCUAAAUGGAAACGAGACGACAUUUGAGGUCUUUGGCCAUGCCAUCUUGCCAGACACCCUAGCCACGCUAGAUACCAUGUAUUAUAUUGCAUCGUCCACAAAGUCUUCUACGGCCGCUUCACUCUUGUAUACUCUGAGACAACAAGAGAAGACCAGCGGCAACAAACAACAGCCAUGGACCGUUGAUUCCAAGCUCAGGGAUAUACUGGGUGAGGAUUUUGCUCUGCCCUCGGAGUACGCGACCCAUCACGCAACAAUCAAGGAUGCGCUUGCACACCGUCUCGGACUCGCGCGCUGUGAUGAGUCCUAUGGGGGCGAAGACUACGGCAUCUCGGACUUGGCCCGUAGCCUGCGACACCUUCCCACCAUCGCCGAGCUGCGCCAGCAGUAUCACUACCUGAAUCAAGGCUACAUGCUCGUGCAGGCCGUGAUUCAAAAACUGAGUGGACGCUGGAUUGGCGAGGUGCACCGCGAGGCGCUUUGGGAGCCCCUAGGUAUGGAUACGACUGUCAUCAAGCUUUCUGAUGCGCUGGAGCUCGACCGUGGAGCCGGCAACGCGACCUUGGCGUUUGGAUACUCCUACAACCCUUUGACUGGUCGCCACGAUCACCAACCCUGGACGGACACGGAUCUGGUCGGCGGCGGCGGCAUCAUCAGCACUAUAUCGGACAUGGCAAAAUGGGUGAGAGCAUUCGUGGAGGGCGGUGCAUCAUUGCCACUUGGCAAGCAGGACUUUGAAGCUCUGAGAACGCCACUGAUAAUUACGGGAGGCUCUGUUCGCAUUGAGCACAUGUCUCCAAUCCUCUACGCCAUGGGCUGGGAUACGAUGCACUACCGCGGCGAACGGCUCAUUACGCAUUCGGGCGAGCUGCCGGGCUACUCAUCACAAAUGGCCUACCUCCCAGACCGACAGUGGGGUCUGGUCAUGUUAUCCAACGCCGACGCCUUUGCACAGGAGGCGUUUGAGGCGAUAUACUUGCGGCUCUUGGACGACGGCCUCGACGUACCCGCAAGCGACCGGCAGGCCGACCUCGUGCCCGAGCUGGACGCGUCACUGGAACGACAGGUGGACACUGCUGUAGGCGAUGCCAGGAAGAGGUUCUACCCACACGCCCCCGAUCCGCCGGUCCCACGCGCCCUGCCUCUUCAGGCGUAUACUGGCCGGUACUGGAACGACGGGUUCCGCGAGCUCAAGCUCCGGGUCGAAAAGAAAGCGCUGGCGUCGACGCCAGCGUGGGAUCCCGAGGCACCUGUGCUCCGGGCUGACUGGCAUCGCGUCGUGAACACAACCAUUGAGCUCGAGUGGGUUUCGGGAGAACAGUUCCUCGCCUGGGUCGAGACUGAGGUGUGGUCGCUAUUGGGCGGCGCCGUGCCGGCCGAGUUCAGGGUUGGUGCAGAUGGCAAGGUAGAAAGCUUGGGCGUUUACCUAGAGCCGAGCUUGAUUGAACGGGGAGAGAUGAUUUGGUUUGAUAGGAUAGUAGAUGAUGAUAAGGAGGACGAGUUGAACGUGGCUAAGAGUAUGCCGGGGGAGUUGUGA